Molecule: messenger RNA, 2775 nt
Organism: Sturnus vulgaris (Common starling)
Lineage: Eukaryota; Metazoa; Chordata; Aves; Passeriformes; Sturnidae
Source: RefSeq, a predicted model, not a curated record
AUGGAGCCUAUACUGGCCUAUGAAGAGAGGCAGAGAGAACAGUGAGCUUUUGAUCACCCAGCCAAGGCUGAACUUAGUGCUUCAAAAACCUGAUGGGUUUUAGGUGUAGAAAUGGCAUCUGGUAGGCUGAAAGAGAGCUUGGCAAGAGCCCUGAAGGAUUGCCACAAGAAGGAGGUCACUGAGCUAAAUGCUCUUAUUACCAUGCUGCUUGGAGGAAUUUCCUCCGAUGCUCAUGAAAAAAUCAUGGCCAUUUGCACCAAAGAUGUUCAUGGCAGGGAUGUAGCAGCAAGCCUUCAAGCCCAGAAGAUGCAUGUCUCCAGCUCCAGAGCUUUUGCUUGGCUGUCACAGGUAUGCCAUAGAUGGGAUGAUGUCCAGAAGCACUGUUUUGCCAAUAUUUGUGAUGCUUGGUUUCAGUGCUUUUAUGAGUACUUGGGAAACGCCCCUUGGCAAGUUACUACACCUUUGACUGACAGGUGUUAUAUUACUCUGGCCCAGGCUCUCCACCUAGCAGUGAGUGAUGCUCCUGCAGGACCAGCUGGCACAGGUGAGACAGAGACCAUGGAAGAUUUAGGCUGUGCCCUUGGUAUGAUGAUGAAAAUUUUCAGCUCUUCAGAACACAUGGAUGACGAGGCUAUAAAUACUGAACCAGUAAUAUCUUCCUCCAAAAUUCAUCUGAAACUAUUUGUAAAAGAAGGACUAACACAAAUUCAUCCAUGUAACAUACUACCCAAAAAUAUCUUUCUCUUCAAACUGGUAGAUCUUGCCAGUUUGUACAUCAAGAUGGGUGCCAAGAACAUGCCCACAGUGUUUUUGCUGACAGAUGCCCAAGUUCCAGAUGAAUGCUUUCUUAAAAAAAGUCUGAGCCCUGGGCCUGAUGAACAUCAGAGAACACUUCUGGAGGUGAUUCCUGAGACUGUGACUGCAGUGGAAAUCCAAAAACAUGUUGGAGCCACUCCAUUGAAAACCUCAAAGCACAGAAGAAAACUUUUACGUGGUGACAUCUUAUUGACAGCAGCAUUUGUGUCUUACUUUGGAACCUUCAUAAAACAGUAUCACCAGGAGCCAAAGGGACAUUUCUGGAUUCCUCCUCUAAAGGUACAAAAAGCUCCUUUUCCUGUGACGGAGGGCCUGGACCCAAUUGCCACGCUGACAGAUGAUGUGGCAUGGAGGAACGAGGGUGAUGGGAUGUCAACAGAAAAUGCCACUGUUCUAACAAACUGUGAGUGCUGACCUCUGAUGAUAGAUCCCCAGCAACAGGGAAUUAAAUGGAUAAAGAAUAAAUAUGGAGCUGACCUUAAAGUCGUACGUCUAGGACAGAAAGGAUAUGUGCGCUCUGAAGAAUUGGCUUUCACCUUUACUGCCUUCGACAUGUGUGACUCUAUUGAUCCCAUAUUUGAUCUUCUGCUUGGAAGACACACAGUUAAAAAGGGAAGGUAUAUCAGGCAAGGUAUAAAAAAAUGUGAUUUCAACAAGAAUUUUCAUCUCAUCCUUCACACUAAACUGGCUAACCCUCACUACAAGCCAGAACUGCAGGCUCAGACCACCCUCAUUAAUUUCACUGUCACCAGGGACAGGCUUGAAGACCAGCUGUUGGCUGAGGUUGUUAAUGCUGAAAGGCAAGACUCACAAAACACUCAGAUGCUCAAGUCUGAGAAUGGUGCAGACCUGAAGUACUUAUCAAGGCACGUGUUUAGCAGAUGUUAUGUUAUGUAUAGGAACUCUAUGGAGAAAAAUCUCAGCUCAAGGUAUGUGAAAAGCACAAGGAUGCACUUAGCAAAAUGCUAAGAAGAGAGCAGUCCAGCCACUCCUGAGUUUUUCAUCCUGUCUUCAUGACUAGACCCACUUGAAGAUCAUGAGACAAUAGGCAAAAAGCUUGGGUUUCCUAUAGACUCUGGAAGAUUUCAUAACAUCUCUCUAGGACAAAAGCAGGAGAUAGCUGCAAAGGAGGCACUUAAGAAAGCUGCCCCACAUGGCCAUUGGCUUCUUUUCCAAGAGAUAGCUGAGUGGUUCAGAACCUUGGAGAAACUCCUUGAGCAAUACAAAUGUCAUCCUGAUUUCUGUGUCUUUAUCAGUGCUAAGCCAGCUCCAACCACAGAAGAGCACAUCAUUCCCCAAGGAAUACUAGAAAAUUCAAUUAAAAUUACUGGUGAACCUCCUACAAGGAUGCUGGCUAAUUUCCAUGCUGCUCUCUAUGGUUUUGACGAGAUAAAACAUAAACUUGGUCUGUGUGCCAGAGAAGGGGAAUUUAAAAGCAUCCUUUUCCCUCUGUGCAGUUUUCACACUUGUCUUCCUGGGAGAGUGAAGUUUGGCCCUCGGGGCUGGAAUGGAAGGUACCUGAUCGAUCAGCCUGAGAUCUCCAUCUGUGUCCCUGUCCUCAGCAACAGCUCAGAGCCCACAAGGAGUUCUAAGAAGUUUCGCAUGGAAACUGCUUUAAUCGAUUUUCAUAUACACAGUUAUAACAAAUGUGAAUGUUUAUACAGAGGGUCCAUUAGAAUAAUUCACUAUACCUCAGCUUUGAUAGACCUCACCAGUCAUAAAGACAGAAGGGCGCUUGAAGGGCAACUUGGCACCAUGUUCCUUAGCCCCACCAAAUCUGAUUAUGAUGGAUACCAGCAGUACAUAGCUGAAAUGCUUCCAUCUGAAAGCCCUGUACUGUAUGGACUGCACCCUGAUGCUGAGAUGGGAUUCUUGACAACAUCAGAUAAUAGCUUCAAAACUCCUUUGGAAAAGCAACCCAAGGAUACACGGGAGAGGGAUAAGACCAGUCUGCAGUGA